GAGGGCGUGGAGGGGGGGAAGCGGAAACUUUCCUAUAAAACUCAGCAAAAGUCCCUCCUCUCCACGUCAGGCCAAUGACACUGCUGCCCCCAAACUUUCCGCCAGCAGGAGCUAUAAGAACCUCCAAGUCUUCAACUUUCUCCCAAUCCCAGACACCUCGAAGGGGCUCCAAGGAGGGAUCGGGAGGGAUAUUUUUUUUUGGUUGGCCUUUUUAUUUUUUUCCUCUUGGAUCCUGAUGCCAUCCCCCCUCCCCCCAAAGUGAGGUCCUCCCUCCUUCCUUCCCUCCUCCUUCUCCUCGCAGGCCAGCGAAGCAGCCGAUCAAGGGGGAGCUGGCGGGUUAGGUGCCCCCCUCUUCUCCCUGCCCUCCCCCCCCUCCCGGCCCGCUUCUCGCGUCUCCCCCCAGAGAUGAUGCAGCAGGACGAGUCAAACUCGCCAGUCUCCCCCGCCGACGACAGCUUGAGCAACAGCGAAGAGGAGCCGGACCGGCAGCAGCUGCCCAACAACAAGAGAGGGGGGCGCAAGCGCCGCUCCAGCCGCCGCAGCGCCGGCGGCGCCGUCGGGGCCGCGGACGAGCCCUGCAGCCCGGCCCAAGGCAAGCGGGGCAAGAAGUGCGGGGCGGGCGGGGGCGGCGGGGGCGGCGGAAGCAGCAGCGGCGGCGGCAGCCCCCAGUCCUACGAGGAGCUGCAGACCCAGCGGGUCAUGGCCAACGUGCGGGAGCGGCAGCGCACGCAGUCGCUGAACGAAGCCUUCGCCGCCCUGCGGAAGAUCAUCCCCACGCUGCCCUCGGACAAGCUGAGCAAGAUCCAGACCCUCAAGCUGGCGGCCAGGUACAUCGACUUCCUCUACCAGGUCUUACAGAGCGACGAGCUGGACUCCAAGAUGGCAAGCUGCAGCUAUGUGGCCCACGAGCGGCUCAGCUACGCCUUCUCGGUGUGGAGAAUGGAGGGCGCCUGGUCCAUGUCCGCAUCCCACUAGCAGGCGGCGUCCCCCACCCGCAUCCCCCCGGCAGGAGCCCUAGAUGACAUUGCUCCCACAGAAGGAGAGAAUGGACAAUCUAGAGACUCUGAAGUUGGAUACGAUUUUUUUUGAUCUUGUCUAACAAAAAAUGUACCAAGGAUUUCUUGGAAAUUAGAAGAGUAAUAUCCAAAUUCAAAGCAGGGCGUGGGGAGCACUUAAGGAAAGAGAAAGAGAGAAAGGCUUUGGACAGUGACUACCCUCUGGGCGUCGGUACAAUCCACACAUCUCUGCAUUCUGAUAGAAGUCUGAAUCGUUCGAUUUUUUUUUUUUUUUUUAAUUUUGACGAAGAAUGUUGGAAUUGAACUUUUUUUUUUUAUUUGCCCUUUUUUUUUUUUUUUGCAUGCAUGCAUUCCCAAGAGGUCGUGCCUAUGAGCCACUGAUGAAAGGAAAUACAUUAUUGUGGACUUUCUUCGUUCUUGAAUGAAACCAAGCAGCCAACCAAAAAUAUCCCUGUAGAGAUGAAAACCCUUUUUUUUUCUUUUUUUUCUUUUUUUUUUUUUUUUUUUAGGGGGGAAUAAACUGGGCUUAAGCUGUUAUAUACCCGGUUCCUAACUUUUUUAUUAUUAUUAUUUUUCCUCUGAGAAAAAAAUAAACAUUUUAUUUAUUUAUUGAUGACCCAUGUUAAAAUGCAAAUAGAUCCGGUGUCUAAAUGCAUUCCUAUUUUUAUGAUUGUUUUGUAAAUAUCUUUGUAUAUUAUUUUUCUGCAAUAAAUAAAUA
This is a messenger RNA of Poecile atricapillus (Black-capped chickadee), 1734 nucleotides long. RefSeq names its product twist family bHLH transcription factor 1 (gene TWIST1). The coding region runs from base 406 to 975 and encodes 189 amino acids. Gene Ontology annotation, biological process: regulation of transcription by RNA polymerase II; developmental process. The record is from RefSeq and is a predicted model, not a curated record. Lineage: Eukaryota; Metazoa; Chordata; Aves; Passeriformes; Paridae. Gene Ontology annotation, molecular function: RNA polymerase II transcription regulatory region sequence-specific DNA binding; protein dimerization activity; DNA-binding transcription factor activity, RNA polymerase II-specific. The transcript has 2 exons.